AUGGCCAUGCCGGGGCCGGCGGCGAGAUCGAGAAACCCCAAGCUGUUCGCCAAGGCGCGACGAGCGAGCGGCACCAGGAGGUUCGGGCACCAGCGAGGGGCGGGAGCGGCCGCGAGCUCGGCUAUCGGCUGGGGUCUCCGGAACGCGCUGAAAGUUUGGAGCUGCUUCCUGCUCCUGAUGGCAGCACUUGCUCUCUUCGUUCAGUUGAGAGAGCACCCGGACCUCAAGGCAGCCAAAGGACGGAACAUGUUUGAGAGCCUCCGCAACGUGCGCGGCAUGGACAUGAGCACCGUCAUGGUGCUGCAGGAUGGCACCAAUGACAAGGUCGCCGCCGUCGUGCGAGAGCAGAACCUGUACCUCAAGCAAAACACCCAGGCCCCCGGGCUCAGGGGCGGGCCCAAGCCCGGUGACAACGGCGCGAAGAGGAUCGCGAUGCACUACAAGUUUGCCCUGCAGCAUGCCUUCGAAAGGCGCCCACAGGCCCCUGCCGUUGUGAUCGUGGAGGACGACCUGCUGUUCUCGCCCGACUUCCUCGAGUACCUGGAGACCAACGCGCCGGUCCUGGAGAGGGACCCGACCACCCUCGUGCUCAGUGCGUGGAACGACAACGGCUACGCCGGAAGGGUUUCGGACAAGGCGGAGCUGAAGCGCACCCAGUACUUCCCGGGCCUGGGUUGGCUCCUUACCAGAAAACUUUUCGACGAGCUUGGACCCAAGUGGCCGCGCGAGCACUGGGACCAUUGGUUGAGAGAUCCAAAGCAGCACCAGGGGAGGGAGUGCGUCUACCCCGAGGAUCUGCCCACCUCAUCGACACAGCAAGGGGACGAGCAGGUGGUGAUGUGGUACACCCUGCAGCAGACGGAGGAGCCGCCUGCCCGGAGAGGGGCCAAGCCCAACCCUCCCCCCUUCAAGCCUCUCUCCAACGUCUUCGGGAUCUGGCACGAGUAUCGGAGGGGCGAGCACUCUGGGAUGCACAGCUUCCGGUAUUGGAACGCGCACGUCAUGCUCAUCAACGCGGCCAAGAACGAUGACAUCCGGCGCAACCGUGGCGAUGAGGGUAUCCGAUGAAGCGCGGGCGAUGCAAGACAGGGUCGGAAGGAGGUAGGCGUCUUGUCGAAGAGGACGAUCGUGCGUCGUGGAGGAACGAAGACAGCCGCCGUGUCUUGAAGGGAGAGAGGCAAAGCAGCAGUGCGUGCUUUUGGGAAGGAAGGAUUGAUGUAAGAGUGAACGAGGGUGGGGACGGGACGCACAGGGCGGGGAAGGGAGCCCUUCCGCUGGCGGUGUUGUUCCAUGAUUUCGAUAAAAGUCGGACCAGCCGCCACUACCACGUCACCGUACCCGCCCCACCACGUCGAAAGUGCCCGCCCGAGCCCGGCAGAUUACGUACGCACUUCAGGUCCUACGCAGGUUCUACGAACCGCACAUCAAUGCACCGUACGAACCUAACGGGACUGUUUUCUUAGUUCCGUAGAGAGGAGAUGGAUUUGUUGGGUCAUGCUAACAAACUUGGAACUCUGGGGCGUUUACUUUACCACUCGCAGCAGGUUCUACGAAACGCACAUCAAUGCACCGCACGAACCUAACGGGACUGUGUAGAAAAACUGUGUAGAAUUUAAUAAAUAAUCCAUACAAACUCAAGUGAAUUAACAAUUUCCGACUUUGGGCAGACGAUUAUAUGCAACGACGAAGCAAUGCAGUCCCCGCGCUUAAGCGCCUCUCUGGCCCCUCGUUCACCACCCUGCCCUCCACUACCAACGCACUUCUCGCCCCGCCCGCCACUGCCAGCCAUCCGCCUCGCGUAGACUUAUCAUAGUUUUACCGUCGAGGUUAUCGUUGGGUUACCGUUGAGGGUUACCGUUGAGGUAGCCUUGAGCACGAUGCACGGGUGGGGCGCCAUCUCCCACAACAAGUUCAAGCGCUUGCCGCCUUCCGCGCGCGCGCGCGCACAACUGCGCGUAAUUUUUCCUCCCUUCACUUUUUUUUUU
Molecule: messenger RNA, 1985 nt
Organism: Ectocarpus siliculosus
Lineage: Eukaryota; Phaeophyceae; Ectocarpales; Ectocarpaceae
Source: the annotation of a GenBank genome assembly